CUCACCGUGUUCCGAGCAGCUCUUGGACUUUUUCUCUUUUCUUCGUUUCCGUUCUGCCGCCAGUCAUCAUGCUGACCUCCCGCCACCCGCUCUCGGCUCGCAAUGAGCAGAACUCCGCAGGGUCCCGCCUGUCGCCCCUGAAGAACUUGGCCUUGAACGACAAGGAGAACACGCCGCCCUCGCUGAGCGCCACCCGGGCCCUGGCAUCCAAGACGGCGAGGAAGAUUUUCCUAGAGGCGGAGGCUCCUAAAAGCAUAAAGCCACCUUCAAACAACAUACAAGACGAACCUCUGCUUCGGGAAAAUCCGCAUCGCUUUGUCAUCUUUCCCAUUCAGUACCAUGAUAUCUGGCAGAUGUACAAGAAAGCAGAGGCUUCCUUCUGGACAGCUGAAGAGGUGGAUCUCUCCAAAGAUAUUCAGCAUUGGGAAUCCUUAAAGCCUGAAGAGAAGUACUUCAUUUCACAUGUUUUGGCAUUCUUCGCUGCAAGUGAUGGCAUUGUGAAUGAAAAUUUGGUGGAGCGAUUCAGCCAGGAAGUACAGGUCACAGAGGCUCGUUGUUUCUAUGGCUUCCAGAUUGCUAUGGAAAACAUCCAUUCAGAAAUGUACAGUUUGCUUAUUGACACCUAUAUCAAGGAUCCCAAAGAGAGGGAGUUUCUGUUCAAUGCAAUCGAAACACUGCCAUGUGUUAAACAGAAAGCUGACUGGGCCAUGCGCUGGAUUGGGGAUAAACAGGCCACUUAUGGCGAGCGUGUGGUUGCUUUUGCUGCAGUGGAAGGAAUCUUCUUUUCUGGUUCUUUUGCAUCUAUCUUUUGGUUGAAGAAACGGGGGCUGAUGCCUGGACUCACUUUUUCCAAUGAACUGAUCAGCCGAGAUGAGGGUUUGCACUGUGAUUUUGCUUGUCUUAUGUUCAAACACUUGGUACACAAACCAUCCGAGGAGCGAGUGAGAGAGAUCAUCACUAAUGCUGUCAGGAUAGAGCAGGAAUUCUUGACGGAAGCACUGCCUGUAAAGCUAAUUGGCAUGAAUUGCACUUUAAUGAAGCAGUAUAUUGAAUUCGUAGCAGACAGACUGAUGCUGGAGCUCGGUUUUAACAAGAUAUUCAGAGCGGAGAAUCCAUUUGAUUUCAUGGAGAAUAUUUCCCUGGAAGGCAAAACCAACUUCUUUGAAAAGCGUGUAGGAGAAUAUCAACGGAUGGGUGUGAUGUCAAAACCCACAGAUAACUCUUUCACUCUGGAUGCUGAAUUCUAGGUGCAAAAAGACAGUUCUCCAGCUAGGCUAGAAAUGGCUAGCUGUGUUUGCCGUAUUGCCCUCAAUGUUCCGUUCUUGCAGUGUGUAGUGGUACUUUAGGAAAGUCUGCGUAGCUAAAGCAGGAAUAGAAUUCUUAAAGGAUUAACUGCAGUGUAUUUAUAACAAUACACUAAGCUGCCCAUUUUUUAAAAAAAAAACAAUACUUGAAGUGGCCUGCUCCAUUCUCUGGUAAUUGGACACCAGCAGUUUGUCCACAGCACAGUGAAGUAGAAUUGGCAUACUCUUUAGAAAGUGACAGGGUGUCCCAGUUGAUCUGCAAGAAGUUACAGGCCCCCCGGGUUGGAUCCUGUGAACCAUAGGUGCUGGUUGUGGCAGAUCUUUCCCUGCCACUACGAUUCCCAAAAAGCCAAUGCUGGGAAAAGAACCUGCGAUUCCCAAAAAGCCAAUGCUGGGAAAAGGGUGUGUUGUGUCAAAGGAACCUUGUGGACAAAAUACCAUGAGGGGUUGCAAUAAGGAGGGGGGUGGAGUCUGGUGAAAUUACUUCCACCUUCAUUCUGCUCCCAAAUGCAGAGCUGUGGAGUGAGGUUUCCAUCGAUAUAGGAUUGUUCACAAUUUUACUGUAACCCUGUGCAUCAGCUUUUUUGUGAGUCUGAGAGGGAAAAGUGGGAAAGAUCCAUGCUUGUGUUACACUUUUGGUUCAUAAGAUGCAACUUGUAUAACCACAUUGCCUCUUAGCUGGUUUUAAGUUUUAUUCUUAAUUGUUUGUACAUAAACCUGGCACUUUAAAAGUCUGGCCUGUAAUUCCUGGAAGAGGCUGGCAAAGCAUGUGAGUUUAGAAUAAACUCUUUUUAAAUGGCUUUUUGAUGUAAUUUAGUUGUUGUACUCUCUAUUGUACUUUUGUGUAAAAUUGCUUAAGCGCUGAAACGAAAACCGUUUUGAACAUGUGUAACUUCUGACAAAGUACUUAAAUGGCCUUGGGACGGAAGUAAAACAAAUAAACCUCCAGUUUUCAAA
This is a messenger RNA of Eublepharis macularius, 2261 nucleotides long. RefSeq names its product ribonucleotide reductase regulatory subunit M2 (gene RRM2). The record is from RefSeq and is a predicted model, not a curated record. Gene Ontology annotation, cellular component: cytosol. NCBI's taxonomy places the organism in Eukaryota, Metazoa, Chordata, Lepidosauria, Squamata, Eublepharidae. Gene Ontology annotation, molecular function: ribonucleoside-diphosphate reductase activity, thioredoxin disulfide as acceptor. The transcript is spliced from 10 exons. Bases 69 to 1247 code for a protein of 392 amino acids. Gene Ontology annotation, biological process: deoxyribonucleotide biosynthetic process.